UGUUCUAAAAAAAAACCUGGCAGGAACAUUUUGAAAAAUUGUAAACAUCAUCGCUUCACAUUGCUUGGCUGAAGAAAGGAAGACAUUGAUCGCGUUGUGUUGGCCUCGAAGCUUUGAAUUCAAAUCUUCCUUCAGCUUCUGCCUCCGUAUUUGGAUGCGUAUCGUCCCCAAUUCUUAACAGCAGUGAGGAGCUCGCGUGCUUCAACAAGUUGAUUGAUUUUGACGCUUGGGGACCGCAAUGGAAUUUGAUCUCUCCGAUAGCAGUGGAACAGAUGAUGAUCUUCCUCCUUCCCGUCAAAAUAGAUUUCAACGAUCAGAUCAUGCUGCUGGAAGUGGAAGAUCUGCAGUUGUUGGCUCUAGUCCAUUGCCUAGGAUGCAGAAUGACAUGGAAACACAAAUUCAUAACAUUGAACAAGAAGCAUACACCUCUGUCCUGCGGGCUUUUAAAGCUCAAUCUGAUGCAAUCACUUGGGAAAAAGAAAGUUUAAUUACAGAGCUUAGGAAGGAGCUAAGAGUAUCAGAUGAAGAACACAGAGAACUUCUAUCAAGAGUCAAUGCUGAAGACAUCAUCCGCAGGAUAAGGGAGUGGAGAAAGGGAAAUGGGCUCCAACCUGGCACAGUAAAUACUGCACAGCAAGUUCAUGAUCGCAAUACCAGCCCUACCAUUUCGGCAUCUCGUAAGAAACAAAAGACGUCACAAUCUGUGGCUUCAUUAUCCUUGGGUGCCCCAUCUCCAGCGGUUCAUCCAUCUAUGCAACCAUCAUCAUCUGCAUUGAAGCAUGGACCUCCAUCAGGAACAAAGACCAAAAAGCCAAAAUCAUUCCCUUGUGCAGGACAUAUUAGCCGAAGCCAGGUCACUAAUCAAGGGGAUUCUUCAGGUGCCUUUGCUGCAGAUGGGCCUGCUGAAGCAGCUUCUUAUGAUCCUUGGAUUGGAAGGAAAGUCUGGACACGGUGGCCUGCAGACAACCACUUUUAUGAAGCUGUUAUAACUGAUUAUAAUGCUGCUGAGGGACGACAUGCUUUGGUCUAUGAUAUGAAUUCAGCAAAUGAAACAUGGGAGUGGGUCAAUCUUAAAGAGAUAUCUCCAAAAGAUAUUCGUUGGGAGGGUGAAGAUCCUGGAAUACCUCGUAAAGGUGGCCAGCCUGGUCUAGGUAGAGGAUUGAAGAAGUCUAUGUCUCGUGGUGGUGUAGUUACUGGUGCUGGAAGAGGUAGGGGAAUGACAAAGGUUCAGCCUAAGAAAGAGUUCACUUCUUCACAAAAUGGAAGCAGGAAGAAACCUACAGAUGAUAUUGAGAUACUUCAUACAGAUACACUUAUCAAGGAGGUUGAAAAGGUUUUUAGUGCCAGUCAUCCUGAUCCCAUGGAAAUGGAGAAAGCAAAGAAAAUGCUAAGAGAACAUGAACAGGCUCUUGUCAAUGCCAUUGCCAGGCUCGGAGAUGUGUCUGAGGGUGAAAGUGCCAGAUGCAGAACCUCCCUUUCCACAUGGGCAAUCAAUGGAUCAGGAAAAACGCCGGAAUAAACACCAGUAAAAUCCAGGUUGUGUUAGUAUUCAAGGGUUCAAUUGGUGCUAAGUUACCAAGAAAAACCAGUGCUCCAUUUGAGCAUCCGCAAGAAGUUGGCAACAAAACAUUACUAUUGUAAGAUGCUAUGUUUAUUAUUGUAAUAUUGUGGGUUUCCUUUUUGUUUUAAUCUAUUAUGAGUAGUGCAGCGGGUAGGACUGGCUUCAAUCAUUCUAGAGGAACAUCAAAUAUGUAACAUGGAAAUUAUAAAUAAUGAAAAACAUGGUUCUU
Cajanus cajan (pigeon pea) is the source of this 1790-nucleotide messenger RNA. The record is from RefSeq and is a predicted model, not a curated record. NCBI's taxonomy places the organism in Eukaryota, Viridiplantae, Streptophyta, Magnoliopsida, Fabales, Fabaceae.